AUGACGGUCCUCCCUGUAAUGCCGUGCACACGACAUUCCCCUAGUAAUGCGGCGCCCUCUACAAUCCUCCCAGUAAUGCGGCGCCCACGACAGUCCUCCCAGCAACGCGGCGCCCACGACAAUCCUGCCAGUAAUGCGGCACCCAUUACAGUUCUCCCAUUACACGGCACCCAUGACAAUCCUGCCAGUAAUGCAGCACCCAUGACAGUUCUCCCAGUACAUGGCACCCACGACAAUCCUCCCAGUAAUGCAGCACCCAUUACAGUUCACCCAGUACACGGCGCCCUCAACAAUCCUCCCAGUAAUGCGGCAGUCAUGACAGUUCUCCCAGUACACGGCACCCACGACAAUCCUCGCAGUAAUGCGGCGCCCAUGACAGUUCUCCAAGUACACGGCGCCCACGACAAUCCUCCCAGUAACGUGGUGCCUAUGACAAUCCUCCCAGUAACGGGGUGCCCAUGA
This is a messenger RNA of Schistocerca americana (American grasshopper), 462 nucleotides long. RefSeq lists its product as uncharacterized. The transcript has a single exon. The record is from RefSeq and is a predicted model, not a curated record. The coding region runs from base 1 to 462 and encodes 153 amino acids. NCBI's taxonomy places the organism in Eukaryota, Metazoa, Arthropoda, Insecta, Orthoptera, Acrididae.